Molecule: messenger RNA, 303 nt
Organism: Staurois parvus
Lineage: Eukaryota; Metazoa; Chordata; Amphibia; Anura; Ranidae
Source: the annotation of a GenBank genome assembly
AUGGCAAUAACGCAGACUCCAGAUCACAUUGCGGUGUCACCAGGAGGUUCGGUCACCAUCACAUGUAAACUGAGUUCUUCUACCAGCUACUUAAGUUGCUACUUAAGUUGGUACCAACUGAUAUCUGGACAAUCACUGAAACCUCUUAUCUAUAAAACAAACCAGAGAUACUCUGGGAUCUCAGAGCGGUUCAGUGGUUCUAAAUCGGGAAAUGAUUUCACCUUAACAAUCAGCAAAGUAGAAGAACAAGAUGAAGCCAUAUAUUGCUGUCACUAUACCGGUAAUACACCAUUCACACAGUGA